UUAUCUGUCAAUGUUUUGUAUGUAUGUAUGUAUCCGCAUAUGUUGUAGGAUGAUUUUGUGAGGAAAUAAAAACAAAAAGCAUAGCAGAGAGAGAGAGCAUGGGGUGUGCUACAUCUGCUUAUGCUGUUGUCGGAAGGAAGAACAAGAAAAGGAUCAUCCAAGAAUCCGUUGUGUUUGUUCUUCAGUUCCGUGUUCCUGUUCAGUCUGAUCUUCAGCGUCAUCUCAAGGGCGUUGCUCCUAAGGCCACCGUCGAUCGAUUGACAUGUCUAAGGAAUCAGAUUCAGUUGGUAGCGGAGGACACAGGGGGUUCUGCCGUCUCUGAGCUGCGUACAGCUUUGGAGGAGUACCUGUCUCUUCUAACCAGUCUCGUCAAGAAAAAGAAUGAUGGAAUGGAGGGAUGCGUGGAGUUCAAAUGGACAACUCUUGGAGAUGGUCGACGAGCAGAGAUAUGUUUCACAAACCUUUGGAUGGAGAUAUUGACAGUGAUUCACAUGAUGACUGCUUUGGCUUUGACUGAAGCUAACUCUCUCAUGAUUCCAAAGGAUUGUUCUGAUUCUGGCAAUGGCGUCCGUGUGGUCUCCUCUGAUUGCAGGAGAGAUGCAGUUGACUUGCUGCUCAAGGCGUCUGGAUACUUGGAGUUUUGCGUCCGAGAGAUUCUGACUCGCUUUCCACCUGAAAUAAAGACUAAAUUGCCAGAUGAUAUGCAGGAGAGUGUAAUGCAAACUCUCUCUAUCCAAGCACUUGGCCAGGGAACUGAGAUUCAACUUGGGUUAGCAGUUGAUAGCCAGAAAGCAACACUGUCUGUGAAGAGGAGACUUGCAUGUGAGCAAGUCAUCUAUUUCACUCAGGCAUAUCACUGCUUGUCUGAUUGUGAAGCAGUUAGCCAUGGAUGCGCCAAGAAGCUACUCCGGUUUAUCUACUGGAAGUUUCUGGAAGCAAAGGCUGCCGCAUACUACUACCAUGGACUGGUAACGGACAAAGGAACUGAGCCAUCUUGCCACGUGAUUGCGGUGUGUUGUUUUCUUGCAGCUGCAGAGAUUCUAGGAGAAAGCAAGAAGGCCUGCUUUAGCUUCUGCUUGGCUCCUCCUGUCACCAGGGCUCCUCCUAUGUGGGGAGUUAUGAAGCAUUUGAGCCAAAAGAUUCCAGAAGUUGCUUUUAGGAAGUCUCAGACUUAUGGAUACUUGCUUGAAGAAGAAGAGAAAGCAAUGCAGUGUUUGCCAGAGCUUCCGGACUUUCAACUGUCAUUGAGACCAGACGAGUUUGAACUGCCUGAAAUGGAGGAUGUAUCUUCCGCAGGAAACCAGACCCAUUUGCUUAGAGAACAUCUUGACAACUCCUCUGAGAUUGAUGAUGAUGAUGAUGCUGACCUUGAUCGUUGA
Messenger RNA from Capsella rubella, 1379 nucleotides. RefSeq lists its product as uncharacterized. Lineage: Eukaryota; Viridiplantae; Streptophyta; Magnoliopsida; Brassicales; Brassicaceae. The record is from RefSeq and is a predicted model, not a curated record. The coding region runs from base 99 to 1379 and encodes 426 amino acids. The transcript is spliced from 11 exons.